Funneliformis caledonium is the source of this 912-nucleotide messenger RNA. The record is from the annotation of a GenBank genome assembly. Lineage: Eukaryota; Fungi; Glomeromycota; Glomeromycetes; Glomerales; Glomeraceae.
AUGGCUGUUUGUAAGUUUUUCUUGGAGGGCCGAUGUAGCUUUGGCUCAACCUGUAGAAAUGAGCAUCCACCUGAGUCUCAACAACGUAAUAAUCAACGUUUUGGUGCUACAGGUUCGAGUACCCAAUUACAAUCCCGAUUAGGUGGUUUUGGUUCCUCUUCCGCUUCCAAGAUAUAUGACGAAAAAACUGUAAGAGCAGAUUUAUCCAGAGACCGUCCUUCGUACAAGUACUCCUGUUACGGACCGGCAAAAGAAGAGCCGAAUUUAAUAGAGGGUACGGACUUCUCUGCCGAAGAAUUACGAGUGCAAUAUUAUAAUAUCAUGAGCACGAAUGGAAAUGAUACAGCUUACCGUGCUGGUGUAAAAGAUCUUGAUGAUCGAAUGCACAACCAAAUUGAAAUCACCCUUAGAGACUUACGAUCUACCCUUAGUAGAUUUGAUGCUAAGAGGCAACAAUUAGCACAAGAAGCGGUUGGCGGAUUUGGAGGAUUUGGUCAACCUCAACCAACGCAGUCUCAACCCGAACCUCCACGGCAAGGGGCAUACGGAGCACCCUCAGUUUUAGGUGCACCCGCAUUGUCCACACCUUCACUAUUCGGAUCAUCUAUGAAUCAACCUAAUCAACCCAGUACGCCCUCGAUUUUAGGGUCAUCAUAUAACCAACCCGCCGCGACUCCAUCUUUAUUUGGAUCAAACCCCUCAGGUUUUGGAUCAUCCACCUUUGGUGGUAAUAGUUCAUUGGGUUAUCCAGGAGGAGUUCAGGCUCAACCAAAUCCUGGGUUUGGUGGAGGGUUAGGAAGAAAUCCCCAAGGUACAAUAAACAAUCCACAAAUGCAAGCAUUUCCAUCACAAAGUGAAUUUGAAUUAUAUAAAAUACCUGAAAUACCUCCACCUUCAGAAUUUAGAAGAUGA